AUGAAGAACCUAUUUCAUGAUGUACAUACUGAUCAAGCUCAAAGCAGCCCUGCUGGUGCUAGAAUUCAUUCUCAGCAUAAGCAUUUUGCAACACAAGAUCUUAUGUUCUGCAUCCAUAAUGAAGCUUGCGAAAUUUCUCUGGGCGGUGUACCCUUGAUCUCGCGAAAGACUGGUGCAUUUAACGCAGAAAAAGUCUUCCGUUGGGAUAUAGAUGGCGUGGAAAAGAAUGUUGUUGAAUAUAACUCUUAUGUUCAGAAUGAACAUAGAUAG
This is a messenger RNA of Gryllus bimaculatus (two-spotted cricket), 270 nucleotides long. The record is from the annotation of a GenBank genome assembly. NCBI's taxonomy places the organism in Eukaryota, Metazoa, Arthropoda, Insecta, Orthoptera, Gryllidae.